AUGGCUUACCACACUCGAUCUAACAGCUUCCCCUCUAGGCCACACCCAGUCAAUCAAGAAGUUGAUGAAUAUUUGUCCAGAUUGAGGUCUUCUGAAACAACUUCUGUUGGGAAAAUUAAUAGAAUGGAAAUAACAACUCCAACCACAAAAGAACAGUCACUAUUCAUUUCCUUUCACUUUCACCUUUUCUCUUUUUGCUUUCACCUUCCAUGUUUCCUGCAGCAUGCUUUUCCCUUUUGUCUUCCACUUUCUUUAUCUUGCUUUCUUUCUUUGCCUCCCACGUUCUUCUUCCUCCAAUUAAGGAGGGAUGGCCCAACAACUUCCACAUCAUCUAUAAGCCACAGACUAAGUGGUCUUCAAGACUUACAUGAUUGUGUUGAUAGGUUGCUUCAAUUGCCACUCACCCAACAAUCCUUGGCAAAAGAGAAACAUCAGAAAUGGGCUGAUGAGAUAUUAGAUGGCUCUCUCAGGAUGUUGGAUGUUUGUAGUACUGCCAAGGAUGCCAUGUUGCAAACCAAGGAGUGCAUACAAGAACUUCAAUCAAUCAUUCGAAGAAGGCGUAAAGACCAAUCUGGAGUGGUCACAAGUGAGGUUAGAAAAUACUUAACCUUGAGGAAGACAGUGAAAAAGGCAAUCCAAAAGGCUUUGGGGAAUCUGAAGGCAAACAGAUCCACUUUCUCUUCGCUCAACAACGACCAAGAGACUAUCUCCAUUUUUAGCAAGCUGAGAGAUGUUGAAGUAGUCACUCUCACAGUGUUGGAAUCAGUGUUGUCCUUCAUCUCUGGGCCAAAGUCAAAGCCUAGCAGCUGGUCUUUGGUUUCCAAGAUGGUGCAGUCAAAAAGAAUAGCUUGCAAGGAAGAAAUGAAAGUAAACGAAUUUGCACUAGUGGAUGCUGCAUUGAAGUCACACAAGAGUUUAGACGAUGCACACAACCAACUUAACAAUCUGAACUCAUGCAUUCAAGACCAAGAAGAAGGACUCGACUGCCUAUUUAGGCAAUUGAUCAAAACAAGAGUCUCCCUUCUCAACAUCUUAAGCCACUAGAUAUUAGCAUUUUGACCAAUUUUGUACAUAGAAAAACCAUACAUACAUGUAUACCUCCUCUGAUAUCAGAUUAAUAUACAUAGUGAAACUCUUUUGGUUAAAUUGCCAGAACUCGUGAUUCUUAGUUCAAAAGCCUUCAUUUUUAUGAUCCCCAAUGGUUAAUGAAUACUGUACUAAGAUUCAACCAUUAGCCAUAUAAAUAUUGCAAUAGUCAUCCUAUCAAUCCAGGAAAUUAACUGAGAAAACAAAAAAAGAAUUCUGUACUAUCCAAUCACAAGAUGAAAAGGUUUAACUGCAACUUCCAAAUGUACAAUGCUGAGAGGUAAAUUCAGCAAUUUUGAGAUCAUAAUUGAGGUUACAUGGGAUUAGUUCAAAUUAUAUAACAUGUCAAGGCUGGAAGAUUCCAAUUGUUUCAAGGGAUAUAAGCAAUAAUCAACAAAAAUUAGUGAUGUUCAGAGGAGGGCUUGAUUCUCGAACGCUUUAAGCAGUAAACCUAUGCCGGCUGCCUUACUGUUAUAGGAAGGCAAACAUAUGUUAUCUAGGUUGAUCUGUUGAGAACGUUAUUUAUGCUGAUUAAUAUGUUCAUAAUUACUUUUGGUCAAGAUAAUGUUCGACAAACUGGUUUUAUCCAAUCGGGGCAUAAACACUACAUGUUAGGUUCUGAGCAUAUUAAUGCCGGAAGGAUCACUGACUUAAACCUCUAUCUUUUCUCGUAAAACUUAAUGAGUAACAUCAGACAAUGAAGAAUUGUAUGUAAAACCCUUUUAUCAUUUUCCAUAUUAAGUACGUUAAUCACUCACAGGAGUUAAGUAUGAAAACUCUCUAGCAUCUACAGAAGUCUUCACUACAAUUAAAUGGAAGUGAAAUCUGUCAGUAUAUUGAAAGUUUUCCCUAAAUACAGACUAAAAUUAAGAAACCAAUGGGACUAAGUA
Molecule: messenger RNA, 1976 nt
Organism: Rosa rugosa (rugosa rose)
Lineage: Eukaryota; Viridiplantae; Streptophyta; Magnoliopsida; Rosales; Rosaceae
Exons: 2
Coding region: 1-1044 (347 amino acids)
Biological process (GO): shoot system development; root development
Source: RefSeq, a predicted model, not a curated record